AUACUCUAGCACGAAAUAUCAUCAUCUCGGAUGUCAUGAAGCCUUUUCCGCGGCUCAUAUCGCUCCACGUGUCCCGCCAAAUCCCCCAUUUCUCUCUCCUCUCCACAGCUUAGAUAGAGAUUCAGACUCUCCCCCAUUUUCGAACCCACACCACACUACUCACGCCUAGUCAUCAACUACAUCUUAGAGAGAGAGAGAGAGAGAGAGAGGGAGAGAGAGGGAGAGAGAACUAACCGAAUGGGGGUGACGCUAGAUGCUGGUGAAGGCGCCAGGGAGAGGUGUUUUCCGGCGGGGUGGAAUGCGGCGGCGAAGCCGUGCGACUACUGCAAGUCCGCGGCGGCGCUGCUCUUCUGCCGCGCGCACUCCGCUUUCAUGUGCAUGGUGUGCGACGCCAAGCUUCACAAUGCCGGCGGCGGCGCGAGGCACGGGAAGGUGUGGAUAUGCGAGGUCUGUGAGCAGGCACCGGCCGCCGUCACCUGCAAGGCGGACGCCGCCGCGCUCUGCGUCACCUGCGACCGCGACAUCCACUCGGCGAAUCCCCUCGCGCAGCGCCACGACCGCGCCGCGGUGGUUCCGUUCUACGACACGGCGGAAACCGAAGUGAUGAAGUCGACCGCCGCCAUCUUCGACGACGCUCCGGACGCCGAUUCGAUCUGCGAUCGGAAAUUAGGCGACUACGUCGGCGAUUCGUGGAUUUCAACCAAUCCGAUCGUUCCAGCCAAGCUCCCGGCGGCGGCGGCGGAUGCGCCGGAGAUGAAAUCUCUGGAAUUCCUAUUCUCCGAUUCCGAUCAGUUCCUAGAUUUCGACGGUUACCGGAUUUGCUCGCAACCUUACGGCGACGGUCUCGUCCCCGUACAAGCAACCGCCACGCCGCCUCUUUCAGCUCAAUUAACUCACCAACACUCGCCGGACAACCGGUUUGAGAUCGACUUCACGAGAUCAAACAUCACCUCCUACACCAACAGCUACACCGCCGCAUCUCUCAGCCACACCGUUUCGUCAUCUUCAAUGGACGUCGGCGUCGUGCCCGACGGAAACGCCGCCGCGUCGGAAACAUCGUAUCCUUUCACCCUGAGCUCAAUCUCCGAUCCGAUCGCGAACCACGGCGCGCCGGCGGCCGGAUCGGACAGAGAAGCCAGGGUAUUACGGUAUAAGGAGAAGAGGAAGAAUCGGAAAUUCGAGAAGACGAUCCGUUACGCUUCGCGGAAGGCCUACGCCGAAACGCGGCCGAGAGUGAAAGGCAGAUUCGCGAAGAGAACCGAUUCGGAGCUGGAAAUCGACGGAAUCCUCACUUUCGUCGCCGGCAAUCUCAACGCCGGCACGCGUUACGGCGUCGUUCCGUCUCUCUGAGCGAGGAAUCGCCGCGUUUUUAGUGAUAGUGUGAUUUCUGAUUUCACCUUGACUAUAUCUGUCGAAUAAUUAAAAGGCAGAUUUUGUGGGAAAUUAAUUUAAUCGCGUUUUCAAUUUCUGAUAAAAAUGUUUUUAGUGCUGCAGCAAAAAGCCCAGCUACUUUUUGUUAAGGGCUUUUUUUUUUUAAAUAAAGAAGUUUGUUUAGUUAUAGUCGACUUUUGUUUCACUAAUGUAAAUUAGUAGUAUUAAAUAGAUUUGGAUUUUCUAUUUAA
This is a messenger RNA of Salvia miltiorrhiza (redroot sage), 1622 nucleotides long. Its product is annotated as zinc finger protein CONSTANS-LIKE 5-like. Lineage: Eukaryota; Viridiplantae; Streptophyta; Magnoliopsida; Lamiales; Lamiaceae. Gene Ontology annotation, cellular component: nucleus. The transcript is spliced from 2 exons. Gene Ontology annotation, biological process: regulation of photoperiodism, flowering; regulation of flower development. Bases 238 to 1350 code for a protein of 370 amino acids. Gene Ontology annotation, molecular function: zinc ion binding; protein binding. The record is from RefSeq and is a predicted model, not a curated record.